Messenger RNA from Ilex paraguariensis (yerba mate), 357 nucleotides. The record is from the annotation of a GenBank genome assembly. Lineage: Eukaryota; Viridiplantae; Streptophyta; Magnoliopsida; Aquifoliales; Aquifoliaceae.
AUGAGCAGGGGUGAAGAUUGGGGCAUGGCCACUGAUCAAAAUUGUUACAAUGAAACCGAGCCAAUUUCAGAGGAAGGGUAUUGGGGAAGUAUGACAGACGUUAGGAUGAUGCAAAUAGCAGAGGCAGCGAUACAAGAACUAAGAACAAGAGGUUUAAAAGUGCAAAUCCUCAAUAUUACACAGCUUUCAGACUACAGGAAAGAAGCUCAUCCUUCUAUUUAUAGGAGACAGUGGGUGCCUCUAACUGAAGAGCAAUUAUCAGACCCUCGGAGAUAUGCAGAUUGUGUACAUUGGUGCCUUCCUGGAGUGCCUGAUGUUUGGAAUGAGCUCCUUUAUGCCUAUUUUUUUAAUUAUUGA